CAUUAAAUAAAGGCGGUUACAACUGCGAACACGUUGUGAAGUUAACUGCGCCGUUCUUGCGCACAUUCGACGUGAGCGAGGAUCGAUUCGCUUACUAAUGAGUUAAAAAACAAACAAACGUGUACAGUUCACACACAGUGCCCGGUCUUACAGACGAAUGCAUAAUGAACAUUGCUGAUAUAAUAGCAAUCGAUCUUACUAACGAUCGAGAGUAUCCGGAAUCCAACAGUUUUCCUCUGAACUCCGGGCCUCCUACAAGUGCUCAUCGUACCGUGCACGGUCACUCGGUCAUUUGCUCGGUACGAUCUUCAGGAGCAUCAUACCUUCCGGUACAGUCUGGCAUCGUGCCCGAAGGGUAUGCAUCUACGGUGUAUGGGGAACGUCGCUAUCCCACCCGGAGUACAACAACUUUGAUCGGUCAGCAAUCGACACAUUCGACACAUACAACGCAUACGACGCAUUCGGUGCAUUCAACGCAUUCGGUACACUCUACGCAUUCAGUGCAUUCGUCGCACCCAGUUGCUCCAACUUUCAGGACAUUCGGUAAUCAUGAGCAUUCGAUCGGAAAUCGGAGCGAGGCUGGAGCCUUAUCACACAUGCCCAGUGUACUGAAAUUGACUCCACCUCGUUCAUCGCCCCCUGCCACGUUGCUGCAAGCGAACGAUGUGAAUCGGUCGCAAACGCCGAUUUUUGCGAUGGACUUUACCCGAAUAAACGCGGCUGGCACGAGUGAGGAAAGUGAGCGGUUGGUGAAGGAUGUGGUGCUCUCGUUUACCAAUUCCAUCGCGAGCAAUGCUAACAGUACUACAUCCUGUGCAGUAUCUCCUUCCGUUGCACCAUCCUCGGCAACUGCCUCUUCAUCGUGCUCUUCUACAUCAUCGGCCUUAGAAUUGAUGAGUCAGAGUGACGUGAGUCUAUGGAGAAAACGGGCGCUCGAAAUCGAGAAAGAUUACAAAAAGUCCGCGUGUGAUCGCGAGCGUACAAGGAUGCGCGAUAUGAACAAGGCCUUCGAUUUGUUACGAACUAAGUUGCCGCAUAAGAAACCUUCCGGAAAGAAAUACUCUAAGAUCGAAUGUUUAAGAGUGGCGAUACAAUAUAUUCGACAUUUGCAACGUGAGCUAGAGUAUCCGACAACGCCAUCGCCACCGCCCGACGAAUAUAUGUACGAUCGCCCAACACCCUACAAUAGCAUGAUGCCUUCGAGCACUUAUAUAGAUUACGAUUGUAACAACAACAUGGCCAUGGUUCCGGCUUCAGCUCCACACACAGUGGCACCGACACCAGUAGCCCAACAACCGUCACAACCUUCGGUGCCAACGUCACAGCCGCUACCGGUACACCAGCACGGUACCAACCCAAAUCCCCAAUGGUUUAUUACUAACAGUUCUGAUGGCUACAGUUAUUACUAUCUUCCAUAG
Anopheles aquasalis is the source of this 1418-nucleotide messenger RNA. RefSeq names its product salivary gland-expressed bHLH (gene sage). The record is from RefSeq and is a predicted model, not a curated record. NCBI's taxonomy places the organism in Eukaryota, Metazoa, Arthropoda, Insecta, Diptera, Culicidae. Gene Ontology annotation, biological process: regulation of transcription by RNA polymerase II; mesoderm formation. Gene Ontology annotation, molecular function: RNA polymerase II cis-regulatory region sequence-specific DNA binding; DNA-binding transcription factor activity, RNA polymerase II-specific; protein dimerization activity. Gene Ontology annotation, cellular component: nucleus.